AUGUUAAGUGACCAAUAAAUUUUAUAAAUAGUCUUAGCAGCUGACAGUAUAAUAGUGCACUUUUAAUAUUACAUUACCAAUGAGACAUUAUACUUAAUAAUAGGUUUAUCAUCAGCACUUUUUCAUGCCAUUAUAUUUAUUAUUGAACAAAUGACAAGAAAUCAACUCUUAAAGUUGUUACUCAAUAUACUUAAAUUAGCAUAAAUCCUUAUUGUUUCCUAGAUGUUAUACGAAUCUUGGAUGAUUUACGUAGGAAUUUAAAUAGUUUGCAUAAUAAAAUUUAACUAGAAACUAACAAGAAUAAUGAUUUUUAUUUUAUUUUGCAUUCAUUCAACAUCCCUUACUUUUGCAGAUAUGAAUUAUUUAGCAACUGGAAUUGUUAGAAAUUGCUUAUGUUAUAUUUUGCUUUUAAGUUUAUUUAAGAAACACAAUUACACAAGCGAUUAAAUGGAAGAGAUAAUAAAAUAAUUAAGUUCAGACAUUUUUGUUUUCCUUGAUAGUAAUUUUAAUCCAGAAAAUGAAUAAGAGAAUUUCCAGAUCAUCAUGAAUGAUCAUGUGUUUAGGAGUGGAGAUGAAAGAAGCGAUCGAAUUACUACAAUUAGGGAUUAGAAUACAAAUGGCAUUCAGCCAAAAUUGAUAGAUGAAAAGAAUACUUUUGAAUUCAAAACAAUUUUCAAUCACUUGAAAAAUACUACAGCUAAUUGGUAAGAUUAAAUCUAUGAAGCAUAAUCUGAUUAUAUUAUAGUAGUUAAGAAAGUAUUUUAUAAUCAAAACAUCUCUAAUUUUCCUAAAUGUUUAACUCCAUAGUAAGAUCAUUUUUUCAUUCUUCAAAAAAAGUUAAAGCCAGUUUUACCCAAAAUAUAGCCUUUGAAAGAUAAUACAAAAGAUUACAUGAGGAUUUUGAGUAAGGUCUCACAUGAUAUGAGAACUCCUCUAAAUGCUAUAAUUAACAUGCAGUUGUGUUUAAAAGAUUAGAUAGAUGAAUCUUUGGCUGAGAGAUACUUAAAACCUUCUCUUAAUUCUUGCAGAUUGCUCUUGAAUUUAGUUAAUGACAUACUAGAUUAAGCAUAACUUUAAAAUAGAAAAAUUCGUUUAGUGUUCAAAAAGUUCAAUCUCAAAAAGUUAAUCAAUAAAACCAUCUCAAUUUUUGAUAUUUAAAAAGAGAAAAAAGAAUUAAUUAUUUUACUAAAUUAUGACGCUACCGUACCUGAAUUUAUUAAUAGCGAUAAAAAUAGAAUUAGAUAAGUGAUUAUGAAUCUCCUUAGUAAUGCAGUCAAAUACUCUAUGGCUAAAGGUAAAAUAAUAAUAUCAUGUGAAUUUAUGAUGAAAUCUUCAACUUUUUUAAUUUCAGUGAGUGAUACUGGCUUAGGAAUAAAACCAGAAAAUCUAGAGCAUUUAUUUUAAGAAUUCGCAAGAGUUGAAGACAAAGAAAAUCUCGACAAAAAUCCUAAUGGAAUAGGCUUAGGGUUAUUAAUAAGCAACGAAUUAUCAAGGCUAUUAUCAUCUAAUAAUUAAGGGAUAUCUGUUCAAUCUUAGUAUCAGAAAGGGGCAACAUUUUCGUUUCAAAUCUUGAAUCAAAAGUUUCCUGAUGAAGAUCUUUCAGAUUCCAAAAUAUCAGAUGGCGCUGUUUAAGAAGUAAGCAAUUUACCAGAAUCGCAUUUCUUCUAGCAAUAAAGUUGCAGCUUCAAAUCCAAAGAGUUUACAAUGCCAAUCAUUAAAUAGUUAUCAUUUGAUAGUUAAUAAAUUAUUUCUACUAAUAACAAUUAAUCAAUUAAGAAGUAUAAUUUGAGAGUGAAUUCAUCAAAUCUAUUAUCCUCAAAUCGAUUACUUCCAUUUAAUGUGGAUUGUGAGAAGUCUUACCAAAGAAAAUCAACAAACCAAUCCAAUUAAAUUAUUGAAUAAACUAAUAUUUGGUUAAAUUAAACGUCUAAAUAACCUCCAGUACUAAUAGUAGAUGAUAAUGAAUUUAACAUUAUUGUCUUAUAAUAUAUUUUGGAGUAGUUGUAUCUAACUUGUGAUUCAGCUAUUUCAGGAUAGACAGCAUUAAAAAAAUGUAAGGAAAGAGCGUUGAGCCAAUAUAAACUUAUAUUUUUAGAUAUUGAAAUGCCUGAAAUGGAUGGAUUGGAAACAGCCAAAAAACUUUUAGAAUAAGAUGCAUCUCUUAAGAUUAUCGCCUGCACUGGGAAUCGAUAAACAUAAGAACAACUAGAGACCUACAAAUAAGUCGGAAUGUUGGGAGCUAUAGAGAAACCAGUAACCAAAGCAAACUUGAAAGAACUGCUUCUUAAUCUAAAUGCCUAGAGAAACGAUGCAUAAUUUACUCAUUACUUUUGA
Molecule: messenger RNA, 2334 nt
Organism: Paramecium octaurelia
Lineage: Eukaryota; Ciliophora; Oligohymenophorea; Peniculida; Parameciidae
Source: the annotation of a GenBank genome assembly